This is a messenger RNA of Melopsittacus undulatus (budgerigar), 2859 nucleotides long. RefSeq names its product probable bifunctional methylenetetrahydrofolate dehydrogenase/cyclohydrolase 2. The record is from RefSeq and is a predicted model, not a curated record. The coding region runs from base 23 to 1282 and encodes 419 amino acids. Gene Ontology annotation, molecular function: methenyltetrahydrofolate cyclohydrolase activity; methylenetetrahydrofolate dehydrogenase (NADP+) activity; methylenetetrahydrofolate dehydrogenase (NAD+) activity. The transcript has 11 exons. Lineage: Eukaryota; Metazoa; Chordata; Aves; Psittaciformes; Psittaculidae. Gene Ontology annotation, biological process: tetrahydrofolate interconversion. Gene Ontology annotation, cellular component: mitochondrion.
GCUUCCGUCCGUCGGGAGUGACAUGGCGGCGGCGGCGGCCGCCUUCACCUCUUCUUCCUCCGCGUUGCGCUCGGGCUUGGCGCCGCUGAGGAGGUGGCGAGCGCUCUGCUGCCCGGAGCCCCUGGCCGCCUACAGCACUAGCAGCUCCCCUCGCCGAGCCGCCAGUGAUGAAGCAACCGUUAUCUCAGGGACAAAGCUUGCUCAACAAGUUUUGAAAGAAGUUCAAAGGGAUGUAGAAUUGUGGGUAUCCUUUGGAAACAAGAGACCUCAUCUCACUGUCAUACUAGUAGGAGACAAUCCAGCCAGUCAUAUCUAUGUCAGAAACAAGAUAAAAGCAGCUACAGCAGUAGGCAUUUCUAGUGAGAUCAUACUGAGGCCUAAAGACAUUUCGCAGGAAGAACUCUUAGAUAUGACUGUAAAACUCAACAAGAAUUCAAGAGUUAGUGGUUUGUUAGUUCAGUUACCUCUCCCAGAUCACAUCGAGGAGAGAGCUGUUUGUAAUGCUAUCGCUCCUGAAAAGGAUGUGGAUGGAUUUCACAUUAUGAACAUUGGACGCCUGUGUCUUGACCAGCCUUCUAUAAUACCCGCCACUGCUGCUGCCGUUUGGGAGAUCAUCAAACGGACAGGAAUACAGACAUUUGGGAAAAAUGUUGUAGUAGCUGGAAGAUCCAAGAAUGUUGGAAUGCCCAUUUCAAUGCUUUUACAUACUGAUGGAGAGCACGAAAGGCCUGGAGGUGAUGCUACAGUGACCAUCACUCACAGAUACACACCAAAAGAGCAGCUUAAGAUCCAUACGCAACUUGCUGACAUUGUAAUUGUAGCUGCAGGUAUCCCAAAGUUGAUUACAGCAGAUAUGGUCAAAGAAGGUGCGGCUGUGAUUGAUGUAGGCAUCAACCAUAUCCAUGACCCCCUUACAGGAAAGACCAAGCUAGUUGGGGACGUGGACUUUGAAGUAGACUAUACUGAGCAACCAAAGCUCAUGAAGCUUAUGCAGACUUGUCUUGAAGAACACCACAGCUAUUGUAUCAAUGGGCUCUGUGCUUUCCACAGCGAGUUGAGGAAACCCAUAUGCAAGUGCCUCGCAGGCUAUAAUGGUGAGAGGUGUGAACAUUUAACACUAAAUUCGUAUGCACACAAUUCUUACGAACGCUACAUUGCUGUGGGAAUUGGUGUGGGAAUACUGACGAGUGGGAUACUUGCUGUCAUCUACUGCUAUGUAAGAAAGAGAUGCAGAAAAUUGAAAUCCCCUUACAGUGUUUGUAUGGGCGAGACAACAUUGUGAAGACGUGGCAUUGGGACGCUUCCCAAUUUGCCUGUAAAGGAGAAGAAGUCCUGCUGGGAAGGCCACCACAUGCCAGCUGGCAGAUACCCCAGCCUUGCUGAUGGGAGAGCAUGAAGGGAAUGACAGGGCGAGUACAUGAAAGGAACUCCUGCAGAACCGAUGGGCUCCGUUCACACGUGAAGAAAGACUUCCUCCUUCGUAAAGGUUGCUAGAUGACCAGGUUCAAAAAGCUAAGGAUACUUGUAGCCCUCAACGAUCUCCUGUGGGUGGUAUUUAUUGAGGCGAGGACUUCUUGGUUUUAUCUGUUUUCAGUCAUUUCAAGCUCUGGUACAGUGUUCUGCUCUGGCCUUUUCUGUUAGGUUGUUUUUUUGUUUGUUGGGUUUUUUUAGUCCCCUUCUUUUCUCCUCCUGUGGAGGAAAAGCACAAUCCAUCUCACAGUGGAGAUGGAUUCUGAACCUCAUGCACUGACAAGACACUGUUUGGGUUCCGAUUUCAGUGUCUGCUGUCUAUGUGUGUGGAUAAACAGGCCCUUUUCCAACACAGCAGAUACCUUUAGUGUGCUAAACAAAGUUUAGACCUUUGCUGCCAUCAAGGACAGAACCAUAAAAUGCUUUGGACUGAGCAAAAUGGAUGGUUCUCAAAAGCUUACUUCAAUUUAGGAGUAAAGAGUAAGCACUUUUCAGAAAAUCAUGUCAUGACACCUCUGGGCAUGGCAAGUUCUUACCGUUUUCACAAGCAGAGGAUUUGGGCAUUUUUGUCAAAAUGGAUUAUUGAAGGUGCUCAUGGCAAAGAACUUUACUCUUUCCUAACAUCUUAAAGCAGUUCAUCACAUCUUCAGGCCGAACAUGACCUUGCUGCAUGCUGAUUUCAGCACAAGACUUCAGCUGGUAGAGAACCUGAAAUGUUGGUGUUUAAAUAUGGCUUUGCACAGGAAACGGACUCUCUUCCUUCUGUUCUCACACUAUGGGCACAAUGUGACCACUCAAAUAAGAAACAAACGUGGAUUUUCUUUGACCCUGGACAAAGAGAUUACACGUAAGAUGCUUAGUUUUCUGGGUCUUUUCUAUGAAGAAUUGCAAAGGUAACAAGAUUUUCUUUGAGGACAAAGGAAGAAAAUUGGUUCUGAGACUGUGGGACUAUUUGUGACUUCUCACUGACAGUUGGAGUUUUUGCCAAGUGCUGAUGAGACUGAGAGAUGGGUCUAAGAGAUGUUCAUUUCAGCUGUUGCAUGCUGUAGAUGCAUCUGCUGUGCUUAGUCAUCUGUUAGAAAAAGAUAGGUACUUUGUGAUUGUAUGAGAUGAUACAAGCUCCUAAAUUGAGGUGCCAUGCUGGAAUGCUCAGUCUCUUUGUAAUGUGAGUUAAUUUUCACAACAGGAUGCAUGUCAUGUGUUGAAAAAAACCUGUGUAUUUGUGAGACUACAAUGAUAAUGCUGAAAUGUGUAUGAAAGGCUGGGGUUUGAAAGACACUUGAGUGGCCUGAAGUUCAGUGGGCUGCUUAUAAGGGAAAUCUGGUCAGUAGCUGAGUUAUCUUGGUUCUCCAUUUGAUACCAAUAAAUAAAACAACACAUCACAUGCUG